Molecule: messenger RNA, 3027 nt
Organism: Mytilus californianus (California mussel)
Lineage: Eukaryota; Metazoa; Mollusca; Bivalvia; Mytilida; Mytilidae
Product: MATH and LRR domain-containing protein PFE0570w-like
Exons: 8
Coding region: 218-2224 (668 amino acids)
Biological process (GO): signal transduction
Molecular function (GO): protein binding
Source: RefSeq, a predicted model, not a curated record
UAUCAAGGUUGUUUCGUCGAUGUAUUUUAUGGGAAUUUUCUGUUCUAACACAGGCAACUCGUAACAACAGGAACACGUAGAUGCAAUUACAGUAUCAUCAUUAAUUUCCAGGAGCAGACAGGUAAACUACAUAUUACCGGCACACCAACAGACGAAUUUCUAACAGAAAUCAGUAAAAUAUAUUCCGCAAACAGUUUUGAAGUUAAAUUUGUAAAAAAUGGCGAGCAAACCAAAAAAGAGAAAACUGGCUCCAGACCCAUACAUUAUAUUAACCCAACAGUAUCUAUUGAAGUUAGCAAAAAAGAUUCCAAGCAAUUACCAUGACAUUUUGAUCUUUCUUGGGGUGAAAGACUAUACUAUUGAUCAAAUUGAACAGGACAAUAAAUCCGUUCAUCGAAAGGCUUUUAAAGGUUUGCUAGAAUGGCAGAGACAGUUUAAGUGUGAUGAAAACGAAAUGAUACAGCGGCUGAAAAAAGCACUAGCUGAUGUUGACAGGAACGAUUUAUGUCAAGAACUAGACGAUCAUGCACAAUAUAAGGAUAGAGAGUUUGAAAACAAUAAUUAUUCGCCGGAGGGAGAAGUUACAGAUGAACGGAAUGAUGGAGAAAAAGUAAAUGGAAAUAAACGACGGAAAGCACAAAAAGAAACACAACACGGAGAUGAAGAUUUUGAAGACGAAGACGAAGACGACGACGAAGAAAAAGAAGAAGAAGAAGAAAAAGAUGAUGAUGACAAAGGCGAUAUCGAAAAUAAUGAUGAUAAUGAUAAUGACGACGACGACCACGACGACGAUGACGACGACGACGAUAACGAUGAUAAUAAUGAUGACGAUGAUGGAGACGAUGAUGAUGAUGAUGAUGAUGAUGAUGAUGAUGAUGAUGAUGAUGAUGAUGAUGAUGAUGAUGAUGAUGAUGAUGAUGAUGAUGAUGAUGAUGAUGAUGAUGAUGAUGAUGAUAAUGAUGACGAUGAUGAAGACGAUAAUGAUGAUGAUGAUGAUGAUGAUGAUAAGUAUUUUCCUGUAGACAAAUGUAUCGUAGCUGGUGUCAAAAGAAAUGACACAUGUUCUUCAUUAUCGGAAAUCAGUCCAUCAAAGUAUAUUGUGAAAAGCAGCAUACUUCUAAAGGUUGAAAGUAAAGCAGCAUUGGUAACUUAUCGCAGGAAGAAGAUGUCAAAAUACCGCCUAGACUUGAUUCUGAGCGAUGGCGUAACGUUCAUAAAGGGUGUUGCAUUCGAACAUAAUGCUCAAACAAUUAAAGACAAAUUAUCCGUUGGUAAGGUGUACAAAAUUUCUAAAUAUAAAGUCAAGCAGGCUAAUGUAGUACCAUCAUACAUGGAACUUACCUUGUUUGACAAUUCAAAGAUAUCUUUGCAAGAUAACAAUAAAAUCACGGACAUUCAAGUGAAGGAAUUAUCAAUCAAUGAUGUAAAACAACUCAAACCUAUCAAUCAGUUAGUAUAUUUAAGUAAAGCAGUUAUCAUUGCAGUCUCAGAAAUUCAGAAGAAAAAACGAAAAUACCUUAGAACAGUACAGCUAAAAGACUACACAGAAAAAGUCAUGUUAAAGAUUUGGUAUGAGGAGGAGGAAAAAAACGUUAAGUUUGAAUAUAAAUCAGGAGAUGUAGUCAAAGCAACGUUUGUAAAAGUUGGUGCGUUCGGAAAUGAAAUUCAUCUUACUUUGGUGAGCACAACAGAAUUGGUUAAACAGGAAGAUAAAAGAAUGGUGAAGAAACUUCUUAAGGGCGAAAAUUUGAAUAUAUUUACAAACAGAACUAUGUCAAUCAAAGAAAUCAAAGAACUUAAAUACAGCCAGGAAACAGUUACUGUCGUGGGAGUUGAAUUGGUGAGUUUUAGGAAAGAACAGGAGUAUGAUUUAGUCUAUGAUACUUGCAGCAUCGUUCCAUCACAUGGCAAGCUUAUUCCAAAAGCUUGCAAACUGUACUGCAAAAAAUGCGUAAAGUUUGUGAGUGGAAAAAAGAUGGUGCAACUUAAUGCUGAAGUAGUAGAUGAUUCUGCAAAAAGUGAAUGGGUGGCAAUCUUCAACCAAUGUUCGAAGGAAAUCUUAGAAGGACAAUAUGCUAGUUUUAUUAAAAGUAGUCAUUUUGAAAGAGUACAGAUUUUGAAGAAUAUAGAAGAGGAUGAAAAUUUAUACUAUGUAUUCGAAGUUACUGUUAAGAAGGGAAAAUUCACUAAUAUCACAGCAAAGAGUAUUACAAAAAUAAAAUGACUAUUUCUAUCGACUACUUGACAAGAUAUAUUGCAAACACAUUUUUCUUAUAACAUACGUGUUUUAGAUACCUUGUACCAGGGUUAUGUAAAAGAAUUUCUCGUUUUUUUUUCUAAACAAGUUCAUCGGAAAAUAUCAAGACCUUGUUGAUAUAUAUUCUAUAUCAACUUCACAAAUAAUACAUGAUGGGUUUGAACUAUAGAUUCUAAGUACUUACGUUGUUUAUCAACUUAAUUACGUGUUCUUUUAUUUUAUUCGUAAAUUUUUACUUUUACUGUUUAUUCUUUUUAUUUUGUAAUAACUAUUUGACGAGGCUCGGUACUAAUACAUCCCGUUUUUGUUUUAUUCUGCUAUGGUAAAUUUGUGUAUUCUUGUCCUUCGUUUUUUCUUAUGCGCUUUGUUUAUAUGCUUUUUUGUUUUUUCUAGGUUGACAUAUGUGUUUGAAAUUAUAGUGAUUAAGAUUAUAAAACAAUGUUGACUGUUGUGCCUCAUUUUUUGACAAACUUACCCUAUGUGUCUCUUUGUUGUAUUCACACAUUAUUGUCAAUAUAAAGGAAUUUCAUGCAAUUGUCAUACAAGUGAUAGGUUCAGCUAGCUAUAAAACCAGGUUUUAUCCAUCAUUUUCUUGAAUAUGACAGUUGUUUUUUAUUCCUCUGGUGUGUUUGAGGUAUUUAAUUUGCCAUUUGAUAAGGGACUUUACAGUUUAAAUUUUUGUUCGGAGUUCAUUUUUUUUGGUUAUUUUACUUUUUGUAUGACAACAUUAUUUCUUUAUGAUUUCUAUUUGAAUAAAGAUAUUGAAAUAA